GUUCCUGCGUUUCCGGCAUACUUCACGUUGCGUCAGAUAUAUCAAUAUUAUCGGGAUUUAGUGUGUUAUUUGCAUAUAUUUUAUAAAAUAGAUACAUUGAAGAUAUGCCUAUAAUUGGAGUGAAACGUGAUCUAUUGUUUGAAGCGCUUGGAAAGACGUACACUGAUGAGGAAUUUGAUGAACUAUGCUUCGAGUUUGGCCUAGAGUUAGAUGAAGUGACGACAGAAAAAGCCAUGCUGAGUAAGGAGCAGGGUGCAGAGAAGGCACUGGAAGCUGAUGAUGAAGUCAUCUAUAGGGUCGAGCUACCAGCUAAUAGAUAUGACUUACUGUGUGUUGAGGGUCUGGUCAGGGGACUUCUAGUCUUUAAAGAAAAAAUUGCUGCUCCCAGAUACAAAGUAGUAGUCCCAAAAACAAACAUGCAGAGACUUAUUAUCAAACCAGAGACUGGACAGGUAAGACCCCAUGCAGUGGCAGCUGUUCUGAGAAACAUUACAUUCACCAAGGAGAGAUAUAACAGUUUCAUAGAACUACAAGAUAAACUUCACCAAAACAUAUGCAGAAAGAGGUCACUAGUAGCUAUAGGAACUCAUGAUCUAGAUACCAUACAGGGUCCAUUCACAUUUAACGCACAACCUCCAGCAGAUAUUAAAUUCAAGCCACUCAGCCAAACCAAAGAAUUCACAGCUGUAGAACUGAUGGAGUUAUAUUCUGGCGACAGUCAUCUGCGGCACUAUCUUCCAAUCAUUCGAGACAAGCCAGUAUACCCAGUUAUCUAUGACAGCAAUGGGGUUGUUUUAUCCAUGCCUCCUAUCAUUAAUGGUGAACAUUCCAAGAUCCACACUGGCACAAAGAAUGUGUUCAUAGAGUGUACAGCCACAGAUCUGACCAAAGCCAAGAUUGUUCUGGACCAACUGGUGGCAAUGUUCAGUGAAUAUUGUGCGGAGCCAUUUGUAGUGGAGGCAGUUGAGGUUGUACAGCCUGAUGGUACCAUUGUUAUGUACCCUGAAUUGAACUAUAGAAAAGAAGUCAUCUCCGUAGAUUCAAUCAAUAAAAAGAUAGGAAUAAAUGAGAAUGCCAACCAGAUUGCUAAGCUGUUAACACGUAUGUGCCUCACUGCAGAGGUACAAGAUGAUGGUAGGACUCUCUCUGUAGAGGUGCCACCAACUAGAGCAGAUGUUAUUCACGGCUGUGACAUCAUGGAAGACGUUGCUAUUGCACAUGGCUACAACAACAUCAAUCAAACCAUACCUAAGACUAACACUAUAGGAGAACAGUUUGCUAUCAACAAGCUGACAGACCUUCUCAGACUUGACAUAGCUGCUGCAGGAUUCACAGAGGCCCUUACAUUUGCACUGUGUUCUAAGGAUGAUGUUUCUGACAAGUUGCUUAAGAAAAUAGAAGAUGCCAAAGCUGUUCAUAUUGGCAACCCCAAAACUGCAGAGUUUCAGGUUGCCAGGACAACUUUGCUGCCUGGUAUACUAAAGACAAUAUACUGUAACAAAAAGAUGCCACUACCCAUGAAAUUAUUUGAAAUCUCUGAUGUUAUCAUAACAGAUUCUGAAAAAGAUGUUGGGGCUAGAAAUGUAAGACAUUUCUGUGCAAUAAACUACAAUAAGAGCCCAGGCUUUGAAGUGAUUCAUGGUCUUUUAGACAGAACCAUGCAGUUACUGGAGGUUCCUUAUGAUAAGACUAAUGGUUAUUGCAUGAGGGCAAGCAAUGAUCCCAGUUUCUUCCCUGGCCGUUGUGCUGAAGUGCUGCUCAGAGGGACACCUAUAGGCAAACUUGGUGUACUACAUCCUGAUGUACUAGCAAAGUUUGAACUGAACAAUCCUUGUGCUGUUAUAGAACUCACAAUAGAGCCUUUCUUGUGAGAGGAAUAUAUACUUACACAUAUAAAUGUAUAAUUGUAACUUAUUUGAUAUGUAUGAAAUAUAUGGACAUUAUUUGAAUACACUCCAAUCGUGUAAGAUAUUGGUUGCAUGGACACUGGAUUAAAGAAGAGUAUAUGGAUGUACUCGUACAUUAUACCUUAUGAAAGACAUUUUCUGCAAGUCUAAACAGAGGAAAGGUACUGCAAUAGUGAAAUCUGGAUUGUUUAAAUCAUUGUACCUCAUAUAAGGCCAUUUAAUAAAAUGGAAUUAUUUGCACUUAAAAUUGACCUCAAAGUGUUUUUUGGUCAUUCCUGGUCAUAUUUACAUAACUGAAAUUGUAUUAAUGUACACGUAGUCUCAAAUUGAAAAUAUUGAGUGAAAUAAAGAUCCCUUUUCUCUCUUUUGCCCAAUAGGAUUUUCAGACUUUAAAAGUUGUAAUGAUUGAUGACAUUUAGGUUAUAAUCAUGCAUGGGCUUAGCUUACAAUGAGGCAAAGAAAAUUUACUCCUAGAAUGAAAAUAUGAAAAAGAAUCAGAUGAUGCGUAUUAUGAUUUUCCUUUAUCACUUAAUAUGAAAAUAAACACAGUAAAGUUAAUUAAUGUAUAAUAUGUACUAUUUCAAGAAUAGAAAAAAAUAGACCAACAAUUCGAUUGAAAAAUAUACAUGUAGUGCCAAAGGUUUCAGUGGUGAAACUUGCAAUAGUCACUUAAU
Molecule: messenger RNA, 2581 nt
Organism: Owenia fusiformis
Lineage: Eukaryota; Metazoa; Annelida; Polychaeta; Sabellida; Oweniidae
Source: the annotation of a GenBank genome assembly